AUGACAGCUUUGCCUUACUCAACUCAGGAUGGGUCAGGGAACUUCCUGCACAUCGAGGUAAAGACAUUGGGCACAGAGGUUGGCGGCAGCAUACAACUGAGCCUCAACACAAGGCAUCGAGACCCUGCAGCAAAGGACCAGAUCACUCACUUCACCAGUGAACUGAAGGUUGGCUUAAAGAAUGAUGGAUUCUUCCAGGCUUUAGAGCCACAAAGUGUAGUGGAACUGAAGGUGACAGGUGAUGCAGAGGCCACAGUGGGGCUAGUGGCUGUGGACAAGGCUGUCUAUGUCUUGACCAGCAAACACAAACUCACUCAGAAGAAGGUCUGGGAUGUGGUGGAGGAACAUGGCAUUGGCUGCACAGCAGGCAGUGGAAAAGACAGACUUGCUGUGUUCAAAGAUGCUAGAUUGGACCUGAAAAUCAGCACAGGGACGAACACUCUGGCAAGCUCAGGGGGGCAUAAGGCCAACUCUGUGAACGUGCCAGAUUCCAUCACCACGUGGCAGUUUGUGGCUGUCAGCCUCAAGACUGGACAAGGUCUCUGUGGCUCGGAUCCCUUUGAGCUGACAGUGAUGAAAUUGUUCUUCGUGGAACUUAAGUUGCCCCCCUCCGUGGUCAGGAACGAGCAGGUCCAGAUCCAGGCCGUGCUGUACAAUUUCAGGGACUUCCAGGUCAAGGUGAAGCCCCAAGCCCUCCCCUCCCCUCCCCCACCAAACCAUCUGCCAGGGGAUCAGAUACAGCUAAUGUCUCACAGCAUCCUCCUAGACCCGCAAGGUCAGACCCAGGUGGAGCUGGUGCCAUGGCGGGACUUUUUGAACAAGGAGCCCAACACGUCAGCGGAAGUGUUCAGCAGCGUCCAAGGCUACAUCCGGGUGCUGACGCACCGCAGCGCAGAUGGCACCUACCACACCUCCAAGGGGAGACCAGGAAGCACCUGGUGA
Microcebus murinus (gray mouse lemur) is the source of this 942-nucleotide messenger RNA. Lineage: Eukaryota; Metazoa; Chordata; Mammalia; Primates; Cheirogaleidae. The record is from RefSeq and is a predicted model, not a curated record.